Nematostella vectensis (starlet sea anemone) is the source of this 1449-nucleotide messenger RNA. RefSeq names its product EGF-like repeat and discoidin I-like domain-containing protein 3. NCBI's taxonomy places the organism in Eukaryota, Metazoa, Cnidaria, Anthozoa, Actiniaria, Edwardsiidae. The record is from RefSeq and is a predicted model, not a curated record. Bases 7 to 699 code for a protein of 230 amino acids. The transcript has 3 exons.
GACGCGAUGGAGUUUCUAUUCCACCUCUUGCUAGUUCUUCUUAUGUCAUGGCAACACGCCAUUGCACACGACUGCAGGAACUACAUCUAUUUCAUGCCAGGCUUCCAGCUGCAUGCCCACGUCAUCCAGACGAAAGUGACAACAAAGAAUGAGGAAUGUCGAGAAAGCUGCCGCGAAAAUGACGCGUGCUUCUCCAUCAACUUCAAGCAGAAAGAAUCGCGAUGUGAGCUGAAUAACGCUUCACACAUGACACAUCCGGGAAGGCUGAGACCAGAAGUCAACGCAUUCUACGCUUUGGUGAAACCGCCGACCUACUGCAGUAACGAGUACUGUUCGACGGGAAAGAAGUGUGUCUUGCGAGGGGAAGGAAUGACGCACAAAUGUGAAGAUUGUUUGCCAAGCGCUAUGGGUAUGGAGUCGGGCGCUAUAAGUGACUCAGCAAUUACUGCAUCGAGCUUCUUUUCUGAUAACCUGCGGCCUUUUAAUGGCCGCCUAAAUCGCCCAAGCGCCUGGGCGUCUGCAACUCGGAGCCCUGGAGAGUACAUCCAAGUCGACCUGGGGCGUGUCACAACAGUCACCAAGGUGGCCACUCAAGGAAACCCGGGAUAUUAUGAGUGGGUAAAUAGCUACAAAAUCAGCUACAGCUCCGACCUGUCGACCUGGCAAGUGUACCGCGAGGGAGGUCAAGAAAAGGUAUGAGCUAGCCUCCUCCUCAGGCAUCUCAAGUGUUUUUUGUUCUUUUUCAGCAUUAAAAUGGAUGUAAGAAAGGGGACUGAAGUAGUAUAGUAUUUAUGAAGCUAGACAUUUUUUGGGAAGGACUUCUCCCGAAACAGUCGCCAUGACAACACCACAGGAACAAAGGAAUGGGAACAGUUUGUAGUCGAAGCAAUAAACUGCGAGGAAAACAAUUGACCUGAGCAGAUCGGAGGAGUCUAAACAAUAACCUAGGGGGUGCACGGAGGAGUGAGAACACUAGACUCGGAUACAGAUUGGAGGAGUUCGGAGGAACAAUGUGAAACAAUAUGUAAAACGAUAUAAUUGGGAGGAGAAAGAACAAUGGAUUCGGAGGAGUGACACUUGACUGGAGAAAUUGGGAGGAACAAAAGUUUCGAUUGUGCGAUCUUGCCUAGAGUAGAAAUGACGUCAUCAUCGAAAGUAAUACACGUGUCCAGACUUACACAGGCUGGAAGUUUGAAGCUGACAAGUUUACCAUAGAAGGUUUUGAUUGUGAACUAAUGUGCUUACAUUUACCAAAAUUGAUUAAUGCAAGUCAUGUCUAGUCUCACAAUGACGCCGAUGUCGAAUAAGCGUCUUUUGGGCUUUGUUUUCGAUAACACCAAAAAUGAUUGUUUACGAAGGGACUAUCAUUUGUUCCAAUCACACCAGAAGCGUGGAGCAUUUUGAGGUUAUCCAAAAAAAACGAUAUCACGUCCGCACCAAAUGUCUUUG